CGGGAAGUUUGGUCCUCGCAGUCAACAACACUCCUUACAGACAACGUUCAACAACAAAGUCCAGAUGCCUCCUAAAGCUAAGGCGGCAGGGAAAGCAAGAGCUCCAGCUAAGAGGAAGCUAGCAGAGGAGUUUCCACCUGGAGAAGUCCUCACAGACACCGGGAAGAAGUCGUGGAAGCUGGGGGCUCCUGUCGGACAAGGGGGCUUUGGACUCAUAUAUUUGGCUGAUGUCAAUUCUGAAAAACCUGUAGGUGCCGAUGCUCGCUAUGUCAUCAAAGUGGAGCCCAGUGAGAAUGGACCACUGUUCUCUGAGCUCAAGUUCUACAUGAGAGCUGCCAAAGCUGAUCUGAUUGAGGGCUGGAUGAAGUCUCACAAGCUGAAGAAUCUGGGAGUCCCCAGGUACUGGGGCUCAGGUCUGCAUGAGAAAGGAGGGAAAAGGUAUAGGUUCAUGGUGAUUGACAGACUGGGCACAGACCUGCAGAAGAAGUUUGAAGAAUGUGGAAAGAAGUUCCCCAGAAAACUAGUCCUGCAGCUCGGCCUCCGACUGCUGGACACCCUGGAGUACAUCCACGACCACGAGUACGUCCACGCCGACAUUAAAGCGUCCAACCUCAUGUUGAGCCACAGCGAUCCCAACCGGGUUUACUUAGUAGAUUAUGGGCUGGCAUAUAGGUACUCUCCUGACGGGGUCCACAAAGAGUACAAAGAAGACCCCAAGAGAUGUCACGACGGCACCAUCGAGUUCACCAGCAUCGACGCUCACAAAGGAGCAGCUGCAUGCAGACGGAGCGACAUGGAGAUCCUGGGUUACUGCAUGCUUCAGUGGCUGUGUGGUCGGCUGCCCUGGGAGGACAAGCUGCAAGACCCCCUCUACGUCAGAGACUCCAAAAUCAGGAGUCAAGAAAACAUCUCUGAGUUCAUGACCAAGUGUUUCUCCUCUCAAGACAGGCCAGAUGAGAUGCAGAAGUUCAUGGAGGAGGUGAAAGCUCUGAGCUACCAAGACAAACCACCGUACGACAAGUUCCGCUCCAUCCUGCAGGCCGGACUGAAGAGCAUCCAGGCUAAAGACGACAGCAAGCUGGAGUUCACGCUGACCAACGGAGCUGCUUCACCUCCUGCUAAGAAGACGACCAAGAGAAGGAAAGUGGCAGAUGAAGGAGAAGGCGAUGAGGAAAUUGAUGGAGGUAUCAUCAAGAAAAAGAGAGUCACAAAGAAGAAAGAAACUGAAGGUGUAAUCAAUGGUGUCAAGAAGAGUCCUAAGAAGGCUCCUAACAAGAGUCCUAAGAAGACUCCUAAAAAGUCCCCUAAACCAAAGGGGCUCAGCACUGGAAAACGGGGUAACCGCAAAACCACACAAGUGGACAUGAGCACCCAGACGUCACCUGCCUUCGUCCAGAGAUCCAGAUAGAAAAGCAGCACCUUAUCCUCCAGCUCUCCUUUCACUCCUCCAUCCUACUGGUUUUCCUGUGUUUCUUUAAAAAGAACAAAGCCUUUUUUAAGUUUUACAUGAUGUGAUUUUCUUUCUGUUUCUGAUACUAACUGAUAAAUAUUGAUGUUUAUGUUUGUUGUGAUUGA
This is a messenger RNA of Scomber japonicus (chub mackerel), 1575 nucleotides long. It is a transcript of the gene vrk1, whose product is annotated as VRK serine/threonine kinase 1. The transcript has 12 exons. Gene Ontology annotation, molecular function: ATP binding; protein serine/threonine kinase activity. Gene Ontology annotation, cellular component: nucleus; cytoplasm. Gene Ontology annotation, biological process: signal transduction; peptidyl-serine phosphorylation. Bases 65 to 1408 code for a protein of 447 amino acids. NCBI's taxonomy places the organism in Eukaryota, Metazoa, Chordata, Actinopteri, Scombriformes, Scombridae. The record is from RefSeq and is a predicted model, not a curated record.